CUACCAUGCCUGAAAGUAUGAAUCAAUUAGAAGAACAUUUAUGUGGACACACUCGACAAAGACCAUUCAAGUGUCCAAUUUGCACUGGCUUGCGAUUUUGUUCUCCUGAUGCGCUAAACCGACAUUUGAUUAUCAACCAUAAUGAUUACUUUGUGGACCCUAGCGAUGGAGAUACAUGUGAUGAAAAUGAAGAAUUAAAUUUAGGAAAAGAUAAUAAUACCGCAAUAUUAUCAUACCGUGAUGUUCUCGUUAAAGGUAGAAAUAAAGAGACAGAGGAUUUUAUGGAUAGACGUCAACAACAUGAUCAGGCUGUACAGGUUGUUAAAGGUAGUGUCAACGAAAAUAAAAAGGCAGAGGAUUUUAUGGAAAGACGUCGACAAAAUGAUCGGGCUGUGCAGGAAUUAUUGUAUAAGGCAAUGGAAGCUAUGUCAUUAUCGUCACUAAAAUAUGAAAAAUAUGAAGAAUAUGAAGAUUAUGAUUUGGAAAACUACGAUGAUUUACCUGAUGCACCACAAGAAGAAUUGACUGAGGACCAACAGGACCGACUUAUGUUGAAGACAUUCUGUAGAACUUACGAAGGUACAAAAGCUGGUGAAUAUUUUAGUAAAGCCUUUGAAAUAAUGGAAAAAGGAUUCUAA
Molecule: messenger RNA, 638 nt
Organism: Funneliformis caledonium
Lineage: Eukaryota; Fungi; Glomeromycota; Glomeromycetes; Glomerales; Glomeraceae
Source: the annotation of a GenBank genome assembly